ACUAAUAAUGUUUACCAUAGUGAAACUGUUACCACAAAUAAUAAUCUGCAUGAAUCACAAAGUAUUGACGCAGUUCUCCCAACAGCAAUGACUACUAGUAUUUCAUCAACCACGGAAAUUCACAACAUUUCUACCUCAUAUCAUCCACUUGAGAAUUACAAAAAUAUUAAUAAUGUCGCUAAGAAACCUGACGGCAUUACACAACAUAAUGAUGGAGAUAAUAAAAAGCUACUGGAUACCAGUCAACUCACACAAUCGGUUUCAACAGUCUUAGCAGAACACCGUCUCUCUGUGGAUAAUAAGAACAUAACUAUACCGCUUACCGCUACUACUGCUACUGCUAAUGCUACUACUAUAACUACUUCGUUUGCUAUUAGUCGCGGUUCUGAUGUGGAAAUGUUGCAGGCAUUACAAGAUUUUGUUCAACCUGAUGAAAUUUUCAUUUUUCCUCCAAUAUCCAGAUUAAGUUUGAAUUUCUUUGUUCCCAUGGUUGAGAAAAGUUAUCGACGUUUAGGUUUACGACGUCCAAGAAUGCAUUCUAUUGAGAAAUUAUCAUGGUCCACACCACGUAUCGCACCAUUUAUCAAUACAAUUACAGAGACAAUAUUGAUUUUUGUUAUUGCUAUAACAUGUUUAAUUGUUUUUCCAGAUGCUCGAAGAGCAGUGAAUACGCCAACUUUUUAUAUUAUUUUAUUUAUCGCCUUCAUGAUACAUACACUGUUAUUAGCAUUGUUAAUUUCCGAUUUGGCUGCAUGGGCCUGGUGUCCAAGACGUAACAAUAUUAGUAGUAAGUCCAUGUUGAAAACUCCUAGAAUCCGUUAUGAUUGGCGACGUAUAGUGAUUCGGCUAUAUGGGAAGCUGUUUCGUUGGAAUUCACGUAAUGUGAUUGGUGUUUUUAUUUUGAUCUUACCAACAUCUGUUGUUUUGUCAACCUAUUCUUAUUGCUUAUUUAAUAAAUAUACACCUUUAAUAACACUCGAUGCGUCAUUAAAUCAUAAAGACGCCUAUUAUUAUUCUCACAUGUUCUAUGCUACUUAUCGUGCACAGAUUGGUUUAUUGUUCACUUUUAUGUUUAUCAACUGUACAUUGUACACGUCGUUUUCCUCUUGGACGAAAACUAUUUCAGCUACAUUCGUCUGUUCGCUGGGUAUACUAUUGAUAUCCUUACAUAGAACACUUCAGUACACGUGUUCGCCACAGCAUGCUCAGUCAUGGUAUUCGGUAAUAAAGUAUAGUUUUAAUAGUCCAGCAAUUGUUGAAAAACGACUAGAAAAUCGAAAUUCAUCAUUUUUAUUUGAGUUUCCUAAUUGGUCAUAUCCCGCCAUGUCUGAUAAUGCGGUGUAUGAGUAUAUCAUGAUUGGAUUGCUUACUUUGAUUCUAGUUGGUGCAUUGAAUCGUGAAUUUGAUAUUAAUUUCCGAUUAAGUUUUCAUCGAGAUUAUGAAGCUCUACGAGCUAAGGAAGCUAUUGGUCAUCAAAAAUUGCAAGCUGAUUGGUUAUUGGAGAACAUUAUUCCAUAUUAUAUAAUGAAUGAUUUACGUCAGCAUAAUAAAUACUCUCGACAUAUUGAAGAUGCUGGUGUAGUUUUUGCAUGUAUUGCCAAUUUCUCUGAGUUUUAUGACGAACAAUACCAAGGUGGUCAAGAGAUGUUACGUGUUAUGAAUGAAAUAUUUGCUGAUUUUGAGCAUCAACUCGCCUUAUCAAAAUAUAAAGACGUCGAGAAAAUCAAAACAAUCGGCUCAUGUUUUAUGGCUGCUUCUGGAUUAAAUAUGACUGAACGUAAACGCAAUAAACGAUCGGAUGAACAUUUGUGGGCAUUGCUUGAUUUUGCUUCGGAUUUAAUUCAUACACUAGAUGAUUUCAAUCGCCAGAUGUUCAAUUUUCAAUUUGAGCUAAAAGUUGGUUAUAAUAUUGGUGAAGUGACAGCUGGUGUUAUUGGUACUACAAAACUAUUAUAUGAUAUAUGGGGUGAUACUGUCAACGUGGCUAGUCGUAUGUAUUCAACAGGUUUAAAAGGUAGAAUACAAGUUACUGAAGCUGUUGCUAAACGCUUAGAAUCACGUUAUAUAUUUGAAUACCGCGAUGAAGUGUUUGUCAAGGGUAAAGGUAAUAUGAAAACCUACUUAUUGGUAAGCCGUCGAAAUAGUUAAGAGGAAGGGAUGAUUAUCGAGAUAAUUUCACUGAAAAAAUACGUCUUAUCUGUUUGUUUGUGUUACUAAUGGUACGGGUACUACUCAUAAUUUGAUCAAUUAUAGCGUCUUCGUCUGUGGUCACUUGAUCAAUGGGACAAUUUAGAAAAUUUGAAAAAUUAUCUAAAUUUUUACUUUACUACACACACAAAAUCCUUUAAUAGAUCUUUUCAUAUACAUGUGUUUGUUAUCGUUCUUCACUGUUAUUUUUCAAAUUAACGACUCACUGCACCACCGUUAUUUUCGCUUAAUCAUAAUUUUUAAUUAAACAUAAUAAUACUUAUUGAGAAAGAAUCAUAUAUUGGACGUAUUAGUUUACACUUGUAAUAACCAUUUUCCUGUCUUUGCCUUUCUUUAUUAUCGUCUUUUUACACAGUGAUUGUUAUUGUUGUCAUUAUUGGUUUCCUUUCAUUUUCCUCAUCAUUUUCAACAAAAUUUCAUCUACUGUGCAUUUGUCCUAGACAUCCAUCGUCAAUAUUCUAUCGAUAAAUAAUCAUAUAAAUGUAUUAAAUUCUGUGUCUUUAUAUGUUGGUUUAAACGGAGUGUUAAUUUUUUAUGCUUAUGAACUUUGUCUAAAUAUUAGUUGCAUAUUUUAGUUUAUAUGACAUUAAGCGCCGGACCAAUUGAUUGUCAUAUGUUCCACUUUUAAUCGGAAUCAAGCUUAGUUGUGAAGCCAUUUUAUAUCGGAACUAUAUUUGUCUAAAUACAUACGUAUGUGUGUGUAUGUGCACAUGAACCUUGUGAACAUAAAUAACUUGAACUUAAGAAUUCAGCUAUCACUGUUAUAUUGCAUUUUUUUUCAUGAUUAUCUAGACUACUUUUCACUUGUUUUGUCCUCUUUAUUAUGAUAUUUUAAAAGGAAAGUGGUAAUAAAGUUGAAAGACAUGCAUUAAUAUCCGCUAGCUUUUCGUUGUCGUGAUUGCUUGUAUUUAUUCACUGAAGAUAUAUAAGGUGAUCUCUUGUUCAAACUGAAAUCUAAUCAUCAAUUACUUGGUAAAAAUUCACAUUUAUCAGUUCUGCGUGUUCUUUCUGUGGUAUUAAUCCUUUUUUGUCGUUACACAACUGAGGGUUAUACAUAUGAUUAUAGACUUGUUCAAUUAUCUUUCUCGAAUUAAUUAUGUUAUCUCACAUUCAACUGAUUGCUUUUACUAACGGUUCCUGUCAUUAGUUCAUGUUGACUACUUCCUAUUUUUUCUUUCCACUUCUUUUGUUAAAUUUGAGCUGUGAUGGCUUCUAUUUACGUAUUCUCUGCUGUAAUUCGUUUUGAAUAUAGAACAUGUAACAUCAUAAAGUAGAGAAUAUUUUGAGAAGCCCGCAAAAGAAUAGCUGUUGAUGGCGAUGGCCGUAAUAUAUAUUCCGAUUUUGUUUGAUUUUAUUUAUUGUAGUUCUAUUUGGUUUAUUAUUACUACUUUUAAUGUUUACGAUGAAUAAACAAGUUUGAUAUGAUG
Molecule: messenger RNA, 3635 nt
Organism: Schistosoma spindalis
Lineage: Eukaryota; Metazoa; Platyhelminthes; Trematoda; Strigeidida; Schistosomatidae
Source: the annotation of a GenBank genome assembly